Messenger RNA from Closterium sp. NIES-67, 880 nucleotides. Lineage: Eukaryota; Viridiplantae; Streptophyta; Zygnematophyceae; Desmidiales; Closteriaceae. The record is from the annotation of a GenBank genome assembly.
AACCUCGUGUCACAUCAUUGUCUCAUUGAGCAGUUGACUGUUUGUUCUUUUUGGAUAACAACCCUUAGGCGACCUAUUAGGAAUUUUAGGCAAUCUAGUAGCAACAUUAGGCGACCUAGUACCAACCUCGGGCGAUUAAACCCUAACUUGCAGGCCUGUCCAAAAUGGCCUAGUAACCCUUACUCGCAUUAACUCGUCUGUGAUUCUAUCUCGCUAGCAUGGCGGCAUCAGGAGGCGCAGCGUCUGCAGCAGCGGCAGCGUUGCGCCACGUGUUGCUGCUCCAGCGCGACGUGCCGCGGGCAGCGAAAUUUUUCAAGGAGGGGUUGGGGCUGCCCGUGCUGGUGUGCACGGAGCGGUGGGCGGAGGUGCAGGCUGGUCAUACGCGGAUCGCGCUGCAGCAAUGCGACGGGUCUUUUCCUCUCCACGCAUCCCCCCUCCCUUUCAGCACAGCGCACACAGCUCAUGGCUUCUCUCCCAUGCUCUCCUUCUCCGUGCGAGGAGAGGGGGAGUUUGACUCCACUCUCCUGCGCAUGCUGCGGUUGGGAGCGGUGAUGGAUGGUGCUGUGGUGCAUUUGCCGCAUGGCCGGGUGGCUGCUCUAAGAGCUCCUGAUGGGCCAAUGCUAAGUCUAGUGGAAGAAACAGAAGAGGGAUGAGAGAGAGGUGCUUCUGUGGCGACCAUAAAGCAUGAAUAAUAACGAUUCUCUGUACACUUGUACACACUUAGCGUCUAUCUCAAAUUCAUUAGGGCAUGGUAGCUAGGGGCAGGAAUGGGGGUGUCAUGUGGUAUAUGCAGUAGCGUAAUAUUGCACUUGGAGUCUUUUACUAAACUUCCUACACACUCUCUUGGAAUCCUAGAUCACCCUCGGAAUCACCUCAGUUA